AUGCUGUGUUUGGUGCAACGCACGGCGGUAGGUGACAGGGUUGUAGGAGCGAGUGCCGAUGGGCGCUCACAACACAACCAGCGGCUCAGGACUCUGCGCCAGGCCCCCUUUUUGCACCCAGGGGCCCCGCCGGCGCGGCGUAUCGCCAACUCAGCGUGGCCAGCCUGGAGGCCAUGA
Molecule: messenger RNA, 177 nt
Organism: Auxenochlorella protothecoides
Lineage: Eukaryota; Viridiplantae; Chlorophyta; Trebouxiophyceae; Chlorellales; Chlorellaceae
Exons: 1
Coding region: 1-177 (58 amino acids)
Source: RefSeq, a predicted model, not a curated record